Ipomoea nil (Japanese morning glory) is the source of this 1073-nucleotide messenger RNA. RefSeq lists its product as uncharacterized. The coding region runs from base 31 to 849 and encodes 272 amino acids. Lineage: Eukaryota; Viridiplantae; Streptophyta; Magnoliopsida; Solanales; Convolvulaceae. The record is from RefSeq and is a predicted model, not a curated record. The transcript is spliced from 2 exons.
UGGCAAAUGGAACUUAUGUAGAAUACUCAAAUGAAGACCACUUCCGCUGCUCAUGGCGGUGGUCUUCUUCUCCAUCCUACGCCAAAAUCUCACCGAUUGCCAAUUUUUCUCUUCAUCCCUCACCACCUCCGCAACUCUGCAGUGCCGAAACACCUUAUUCUGCAUCCGCUCAUACUCUGCAGGUCUCGCCGCUGGGACUCCAAUGCUGAGACCUUCAGGACCCAGAAUUUCAACUUUAACGGAGAUGAGGAUGAAGAAGAAGAUGAUGAUGAUGGAGAAGGAGGCUUCCCUGAUUUUAUUGAUGAGUUUCUUGAUAAUAUUUGGAUUCUUAAGGUUUUCCAGUCCUAUGGCUGGACAUUUCCACCGAUUAUUUUGUCUAUACUGAUCUCUAGCGGUCUUAAAGCUUUCCUUAUGGCCUUAGCUCUUCCCGUAGGGCAAUCAGUGCUUACCUUUUCAUUUCAAAAGUUGUGGGGCUUGGCACAAAACAAACCAAGGCGCAAGAAUCAGAAGAGGCCCCGGAACCGCACUCCCAUAAACAAUAACGUCAGGAGAAAAGGACAAAGGCCAAGCACUAGAAACGGAAAGACGGGUUAUCGACCAGGGACCACGAGAGUUUAUGACUCCCCUAGUAGGAACGACCAAGAUGCACCUACUUUCGGUGGUUGGGACGAACUAGAUCAAAGAAGGGACUUUAAUAUGGAGCCGCCUCAACCAUCAGUUGGACCGUCGAGGACAGCUACAGAGAAAGGAAAGUUGAAUAGGAGCGGGAGGGAAAAUGGCGCACCCUUGUUGCUAAGGUUGCUGAUUGCCGUUUUCCCGUUCUUGAGUUCAUGGACUAAGAUGCUAUAGUUAGUCUGCUUUGAUGUGGUUUCACUGACAACAGAGCUAAAGUUCUUUCCUGUAAUUCAUCAGGACAUAGUAUCCACACCAGUAAGCCUCAUUUUGAUUUGAACUGGGCUUAAAAUAUUUUUUGCACCAUAAAAAUUCCCAAAACUGGGUUCAUAGAUUCUAUUCUUAUUCUAACUUUUUGUAUUCAAGAGAAAUAUAGGGAGUGUAUUACUCAUUCUUGUAUU